Messenger RNA from Clunio marinus, 927 nucleotides. Lineage: Eukaryota; Metazoa; Arthropoda; Insecta; Diptera; Chironomidae. The record is from the annotation of a GenBank genome assembly.
AUGAAUAACUUCCAGCAGUCUCCUAACUCGCGACAGCGGUUGAGUACAACACCCAGAACACCAACAACCCCAGAAAUAUUACAUGCAAUGGAUUAUAAGCCACGUUUAUAUGAAGAAAUAUCAAUAAUAAUGCGAGCUUUUGGAGACAGCUUGAGUGGCCAAAACAGAGAUUCUAUUAUCCUAGUGGAAAAGAUUGUGAUUCAACAGCUGCGUGGCAUUAUUAAUGAAGUUAUAAAUGUUGCUUAUAAGCGCACUGGCAAUAUUGUACCAUCACAAUGUGACUUUGAGUUUCUUAUGAGAGGAAAUGCCGCCAAUUCUCAAAGAUUUAGAAAAUAUAUGAGAAGUGUGAAUAAUUUAAAAUCAGAAAAGAAACAGGGGCUUGGAAUAAAUUUUCUUAACCGUAUUGUUGAAGACAGUAGCGAUGAAGAGCAGGAAAUAUAUGAUGCCGAGAAAACAAGAAGAUUAUUUCGUGCUGAUCGAAUUUCUCAAAUUUUGAAUCCUCAAAAAUACGAAGAAUUCCAAAAAGCGCGGACGUGGUCAAGCAAUGUUAGAAACAAGACUGAUAUGCUUCGUAAACUUGUGGAAAUGUUGCAAAUUCCUAAAGAGAUUCAAGAUCAUUCGUACUGUCUCGAAAUUUUAUUGUAUCUGACACAAGAAACCAUCGCAAAAAUUGUUGACUUUGCAAUACUCACCCGCCUAAAUACCGACAACCACACUACAGAUCUCGAGCCAAUCUCAUCCAGCAUUACAAAUAAUAUGCUCCAUUUAUGUCCCGAAGUUACGCAGGGUCGUGGUAAAGAUGGAAUAAAAGCAAUUACUGUCCAAGAAAUUAAUGAAGCGAUAAGAAGAGUUCAGACAAUGACUACCAGAAGAUUGGGAACAUCUUUUCGAAGUAAUGAUAUGAAGAUACCAUUUCUUGCUCUCUGA